AUGGUAUUAACAAAAAUGAAAGAAACUGCUGAAGCUUAUCUCGGUAAAAGAGUAUCAGAUGCUGGUGUUAUUGCUGCUCUUAAAAUCUUACGAAUAAUAAAUGAACCAACAGCAGCAGCAAUAGCUUACGGUUUAGAUAAAAGAAUAACAAGUGAGAAAAAUGUUCUUAUAUUUGAUUUGGGCGGUGGUACAUUUGAUGUAUCUAUAAUUGUUAUUGAUAAUGAUGUUUUUGAAGUCAAAUCAACAGUCGGUGAUACACAUUUGAGUGGUGAAGAUUUUGAUAGUCGAAUGGUAACACGUUUUCUACAAGAAUUUAAAAGAAAAACCAAUAAGGAUAUAUCACAAAAUUCACGUGCUCUACGACGAUUACUACAGCAUCGCACAUUGUCAACAUCAGCUGAAACAACAAUUGAAAUUGAUGCUUUUCAUAAAGGUAUUGAUUUUCAUACAUCAACAACAAGAGGACGAUUCGAAAAAUUAUGUGUUGAUCUAUUUCGUGCAAAACUUGAACCAGUGGAAAAUUCUUUACGUGAUACAAGAAUGGAUAAAUCAAAGAUUGAUGAAAUUGUACUUGUUGGUGGUUCAAAACGAAUUCCAAAAGUAAAAAUACUAUUACAAAACUUCUUUAAUGAAAAAGAAUUGAAUAAAUCAAUCAAUCCUGAUGAAGCCGUAGCAUAUGGUGCAGCUGUUCAAGCAGCUAUUUUAAAAGGUGACAAAUCCGAAGAAGCUAAAGAUAUACAAAUUCGUAAUGAUCAAAAUCGUUUAUCAUCAGAAGAAAUUGAGCGUAUGGUUAAAGAUGCUGAAAAAUAUAAAAAAGAAGAUCAAGCACAACAGGAACAUAUUUUAGCAAGAAAUUCACUUGAAUCAUAUUGUUUUAAUAUGAAAAAUAAUAUUCAUGAUGAUAAAAUUUCAUCAAAACUUUCAACUAGUGAUAAAACAAAAAUGAAUGAAGUUAUUGAAUCAACAUUAAAAUGGAUUGAAACAAAUCAAUUAGCUGAGAAAGAUGAAUUUGAACAUAAAUUGAAAGAAAUUGAAAAACUUUGCUUGCCAAUCAUGACAAAACUUUACAGUAAUGAACAAUUUGCUGAACGUACAUCGAAAUCACACAGUAAUGGUCCAACAAUUGAACAACUUGAUUAA
Molecule: messenger RNA, 1140 nt
Organism: Rotaria sp. Silwood2
Lineage: Eukaryota; Metazoa; Rotifera; Eurotatoria; Philodinida; Philodinidae
Source: the annotation of a GenBank genome assembly